CAACAGCAGGAAACGGCGUUUUCGGAGGGCUGCCGUGUGUUGCCGGAGAGUUAGUUAUGGUUGCGCAGCUCCUGGAACAGGCGUCGAGUAGCAAAAGUAGCACGAGAGGGCACGGACUGGCAGCCGGCGCGGCAGGCACAGAAAAAGUAAAGGAGGCGCUGAUUGCAGUUUGGUCAAUGCGCUCACGUCAUUUUUGACGUCAUUACAACCGCGUGCAAAUCAAAUAUGGUGCCUGUCAGGUUCGGUUGAUAGCGGUGCGUAUGCUGGCACACUCUUCAGCUCAUGAAUAGUCGACACUGGUUUUUGGGAGAUGUCGAGAUCAAUGAGCAAGAUGCUUGUGCGAAGUUUGCUUCUCUGCCUACGAGCCCGUAAUGUGCCGUGGAAGCAGUGUGAACGUUGCUAUGCAGGGUACGCGGGUUCCGCUGCAGAGGGCCACCAUCACAAAUUGCGAAGAUCCUUCUUCUGGGGUGCCAACUGCGAGCAGAUUCAUUGUCACAGGACCACUCGGGUUGUAUGUGUGAGGACGUUGUCGAUGGCUACCGAUGUCAAAUCUUGCCCUCAAACUGUCUGUGGGUCUGCGUUGUCCGAAACUAAAGACAAGAUCCGGGUGCCUGUCGCAAAACUCGAAGGCCGUAUGCUGCUGUCGUUCCUUUGCAAACUCUGCUCAACACGAGUCACCAAGCUAAUUUCAAAGGUCUCCUAUGAAAAAGGAGUUGUCAUCGUGAAGUGUCACGGCUGCAGCAAGCAUCACCUCAUUGCAGAUAAUCUGAACUGGUUUCCGGACCUCGAAGGGAAAAGGAACAUAGAAGAAAUCUUGGCAUCAAAAGGCGAAGCUGUCCGUAAAGCACUGUUGAAAGAUGAGAUCCUUGAAGUCACGGGUUCGUGAGAACUGAGCCUCGGCAGCAUCACGCAAGACUUUUUUUUUUUUUUUUUUCUUCCUAAAUUGGAGAGCUGCAGUCAAAAAUUUUUGUAAAUGAAAAGUUUUUUUUUUUUUUUUUUUUUUUUUCAAUAUCUGCAUUACUGCUUAAGGUACUGCUUGCUUACUUGCAGGACCAUGAGUAGUCUGUGCAUUUUCACUUUGUGGAAUCUGUGCCACAUACCAGGCCUAGCUGUUUUCUUUUUUGAUGUAUUCAGAAGAUCGAAAAUCAACAAUACUGUUCUCUCUUCAUGUAGGUUGUCAAAUAUUGGCAAAGUUUGCUUCCAAGCUUUUAUGUUGAACCUCAGAGUGUCGCACACAACACCUAGAUUGUCAGACCCAGUACUUACUCAGUACAACUGAAUUGCAUGAAUAUACUAUGUAAUUUAUAACAGGCAAAUUUACGGGAGCUCAUAGAGUUCUGCAAAAUUCAUGGUCUACAAUAAAGUUAUGACGUCUUAUAUGUCUUGGUCUUAUCUAUAACUGUAAUAAGUUUAUCACUACCAUACCACUGAAACCUGAUUUCUACAAUGACACGCACAAACUUUACAGAAAGUGUUUUUGCAACCGUUCAGUAACUAAUACAAAUGUUCACUAUGUUCACCCUCUUCACAAAUACUUUUGAUGCUGCAUUGCCUUAACAAAAAUUUAAAGAGGUGGGGCAUCUGAGUGCUUCCUUUUAUAAUUGGCACACUUCAGUGUGAAAACCAGUUUGCAGCUUUGUUGUUUAUUCUUCAAGACUCUUGAUGGCCUCUGAACAUGUUGCCGUUUGUCAUCUGAAGCCACUCAACACCCAGACAACUAUUUUAGACUAUCAGUAAAUGGCAACAUUACUCUUGUGCAUUGCAUACUUGUUCUAAACAUAAACUGUACAGGAGGCAUUGGCAAACAUGAGUAAAGAUGACUUGGUGCUAGUUUUUUCUUCUGCAAUGUUCUGAGAAGUUGCCUAGCACGGCAUGCAAAUUUGAGCAGUUGCAUGCUCAAAUGGUCCCCUCUUAGUGAUUGUGGCUUGGUACAACUUUUGAAAUUAUGCUUUCCAGGGAACAUGGCAUCCUAUCGAUUUAGACACUGCUAGAGAUGCUUUCUGUGAGCACUUCGAAUGCUGUGCAGAAUGUACAACACAAUCAUCAAUAACUGCAGUUGAAUAGAUUGUUUCGUGGUGCAAAAGUUGUUUGCUAUAGAAAUUGUAAUUGCACUUGCCCCAAGAUACAGGAUAAGCAUUCUAAUAUGGCAGUAAUAUAUACAGCUAUCUUUAGCGAGAAAUCAAUUACUGACAUCUGCUUAAUUGGCGCAAAUCCAGUGAUCCUCCUGUUAAGAUCUUCCAGGCCAUUCAAAUGCUGCACUUAGUCUAUUGCCCAUGUAUAUGAAUUGGCUUGAUGCAUUAGAUGUCUCAACUUCAUUUUCUUGCAAAAUUUAGCAUCAUUGCAUGCUUACCCUCUUCAAGCCUGUUGUCACGGUUUUGUGACAGGCUGAAUCUAAGCUCCUAAAGGCACGUUCAAGUGAGAGAUGUGUUGCCGUCCCAGACUCUGGGAAAACAAUGCUUGCACAUGGAGUUUCCGAUGAGAAACUGGUGGCUGCGUCUUUUCAGUUGCACAAAUUGCAGUUAUUUCUGUAAUAUUGAAUGUUUUGCAGGCUGUCAUAAAACGCGAGAUGGUUCACCUGCAAAGUCAGAGUUUUUCAGCAAUAGCUGUUAUGGGCUCAUUCCCCUGGUCAUUUUGAUGUCCACUGGUGUCGUUGCUGCAAUUUCAACAUCCUUUGCUAGAAAAUUGCAAAUAAAUAAAAAUUCUCAUUGUGCCCUUAGAAUGCAAAUUUAUGACCAUCAACAGAUUGGAAGCCCAGGAUUCUGUCUCUUGGCCACACUGCUUGUGCUACAGCAGGGUAGAAUACUUUGGAGAGCACGAUUGCGCCAGCAGCUGCCAUGAUUGGCCGAUGCUUGCUCAGCAUCUUUGUACUGGAUAGAGUUGACAUCCGUGCCUUUGUUUUUUAGCACGUCGUCUUUGCAGUUGCAGAGGCACUCCUAAAUUAAGUUUCUUCUUCUACACUUAACGACAGUGAUUAAGCACGUCUGCUUCAUCUUCAUUAUUCUUCUUCUAGCUCCAAUUUCUCAUGUUUACUGGAUGGUGCCAACGUUGUCCUGUUUCCUUCAAAGUACAGCGGGAGGCCUGUUCCAUACCUGCCAACCCUCCCGAAUUUUUUGCAAGCUUUACGAGUUUUUGCUUCCUUAUGAUUUAAUGAAUGUUGCCUCAAGUUUUAUAAAAAAUAGAUUCCGUUCCUGAAAAGGUUUGAAAGAUUGAGGAAAAAAAAAAUCAUACAAUAAAGAAAUUUUUAUAGUACCCUUGUACCUUUGUCGCUCUUUUGUGGUAGCAGAAAACGCCAUAUACUAGAGGAGUACUUGUUUCAACAAGUUUAGUCAGACAAGUUCCUGAAGCAGGCAAAAUUGGCGACAGCAAAGUUGCUGAAAAAGUCACUGUGAUCUAAAAACAGUUGGUUGCUUUUCAAUUUCUACUGUUAUUAGUUUUUUCAUAAAUCAUCGUUAAUAUUGUCUGUAUGUAUCCCACAAAAUGUGUGUGCUCAGUGCAAACUUUAAUAAAAUGAAUGCUAUCACCCCC
Messenger RNA from Dermacentor andersoni, 3525 nucleotides. RefSeq lists its product as uncharacterized. Gene Ontology annotation, cellular component: mitochondrion. Gene Ontology annotation, biological process: protein stabilization; protein folding; protein import into mitochondrial matrix. The record is from RefSeq and is a predicted model, not a curated record. Gene Ontology annotation, molecular function: protein-folding chaperone binding; zinc ion binding. NCBI's taxonomy places the organism in Eukaryota, Metazoa, Arthropoda, Arachnida, Ixodida, Ixodidae.